AUGGAGACGUUUUAUGGAGGAUUGAAUAGAGCAUCACAGAUGGCAAAAGACGCAGCAGCGGCUGGUGGACUUAUGGACAAAUCUUACAUUGAGGCUAAAGAAAUAUUAGACCGCAUUGCUAAGCACAACAUGGAAUGGAACAUAACUCUUGAAAACGCAUCAAAUGAGCAGAAGGUGAAUCAGGUAGAGGCGUUUGGGCAACACAUGGUUAGCUGUGUGGGUUGUAGAUAUCCUCACUUCUAUGCGGAUUGCCCACAGAAUCCUCAGUUAGUAGGGCAGAUAGCGAGCGAGUUGAAAAGCAGGCAGCCUGGAGUUCUACCUAGCAAUACUGAAACACCUGGGAAUAACAAUGGGAAGAAGCAAUGUCACGCGGUGACAUUGCGAUGUGGAAAAGCUCUUGAAGAAAGAAAAAUGAAUCCAAGAAAUAGCAGUCCUUCGAAAGAACGCAUCACACGUUCAAUGGAUCAAGAAGAAAGAACGCCUGAGACUACAAGCCAUUCAGAACUCAGUACGUCCAACGCGGGAAAGCUUGAGGUGCCGCUGAAUGCACCAUUCCCUAGGCGUCUGAUGAAGAAGAAUGAUGAACAACAAUUCAAGCGGUUUCUUGAACUCCUAAGGCAGUUGCAUAUCAACAUUCCACUUAUAGAGUCCUUGAAGCAGAUGCCAAAAUAUGUCAAAAUUUUGAAGGACUUAUUGACAAAGAAAAGAAGAGUCAGUGAGAAGGACGUAAUCGUGCUAAUGCAGGAGUGCAAUGCGUUAGUAAGCAACAGUCUACCAAAGAAGCAGAAGGACCCUAAGAGCUUCACAGUUACUUGCUCGAUAAGAGGAUUGGAUGUGGGUCAUGCGUUGUACGAUUUGGGAGCCAACAUUAAUCUCAUGCCACUCUCAAUUUUUAAGAAACUGGGAAUUGGCGAAGCACAACCCACUUUUAUUACUCUUCAGCUUGCUGACAGAAUAAUUAAGUACCCAGAAGAAAAGAUUGAAGACAUUCUAGUAAAGGUUGACAACUUCAUAUACCCAGCAGACCUUAUUAUCUUGGACUAUGAAGCAGAUAGGGAGGUACCAAUUAUUCUUGGACGCCCCUUCCUAGCUAUUGGGAAAGUUUUAAUUGACGUGCAUAAAGGCGAAUUGACUAUGCCGUAG
Molecule: messenger RNA, 1143 nt
Organism: Benincasa hispida (wax gourd)
Lineage: Eukaryota; Viridiplantae; Streptophyta; Magnoliopsida; Cucurbitales; Cucurbitaceae
Source: RefSeq, a predicted model, not a curated record